Molecule: messenger RNA, 1737 nt
Organism: Clupea harengus (Atlantic herring)
Lineage: Eukaryota; Metazoa; Chordata; Actinopteri; Clupeiformes; Clupeidae
Gene: slc25a3b
Product: solute carrier family 25 member 3b
Biological process (GO): mitochondrial phosphate ion transmembrane transport
Cellular component (GO): mitochondrial inner membrane
Molecular function (GO): phosphate transmembrane transporter activity
Source: RefSeq, a predicted model, not a curated record
CUGUAGCCUCUCGUGCUCUUUUUGUUAAGCCUUAACCGUAAAUAAUAUGCGCGGGCGACAUAUAAUGCGGCAUCCGUGGCAUGCAGUGAUCUUCUGUUAUCGCACAGCAUGCAUGAAGCAGAAGACAAAUUCGUUCCUUGGCUAAAUGAAUCAAUAACCUACCCUUAAGUUGCAUAUUGCUAGUAGAAGUCAAACCUGCCACUGUAGAAGGUCUAGCUAGCAUAUUAGCCUAGGCCUCAGAAACGAUUGCGUAACCACCAAAAAGCUUCACUGUGAGUGGCCAGAAUGUGCUCUGACGUGGGCAUUUCCUUUACGAGACAUCUCGUUCAGGCAGACUGCGACAGGAUUCGUUCUCUACGAGCCGGCGGUUGGGAAGGUCGGAGACACCAAUUUUCAAGGAGCUCUCCUAAGCAGCCUGAACACGAUGUACCCGACCACCUUGACACAACUGGCCCGGGCGAAUCCCUUCAGUGCCCCGCUGUUCUCACUGCAAAAAACUGAGGAGCCCAAACAGACAACCAAUGUCAAUGGACAAACCCGAAGAUUUGCGGCCGCAGCAGUGGCGGACGAAGCGGAAGUGAGCUGCGAUUUUGGCUCCUUAAAAUACUAUGCUCUGUGUGGAUUUGGGGGUAUCCUGAGCUGUGGCAUCACUCACACGGCAGUUGUGCCCCUUGAUCUGGUCAAGUGCCGCCUACAGGUGGAUCCAGAGAAGUACAAGACCAUCUUCAAUGGCUUUUCAGUCACAAUGAAGGAGGAUGGUAUGAGGGGUCUUGGUAAAGGCUGGGCACCUACCUUCAUUGGCUACUCCAUGCAGGGUCUCUGCAAGUUUGGUUUCUAUGAGGUGUUCAAGAUCUUCUACAGCGAUCUGCUUGGUGAGGAAAAUACUUACUUGUGGAGGACAUCCCUCUACCUGGCAGCUUCUGCUAGUGCAGAGUUCUUUGCCGACAUAGCCCUGGCUCCCAUGGAGGCAUGCAAAGUGCGUAUCCAGACCAAGCCAGGCUACGCCAACACCCUAAGGGAGUGUCUCCCCAAGAUGUAUGCGGAGGAGGGCAUGUGGGUGUUUUAUAAGGGUGUGGUGCCUCUGUGGAUGAGGCAGAUUCCAUACACCAUGAUGAAGUUUGCCUGCUUUGAGCGCACCGUGGAGCUGCUCUACAAGUACGCCGUGCCCAAGCCCCGCAACGAGUGCAGCAAGAGCGAGCAGCUGAUCGUCACCUUUGUUGCUGGUUACAUCGCUGGUGUGUUCUGCGCUAUUGUGUCCCAUCCUGCUGACUCUGUGGUCUCCGUGCUGAACAAGGAGAGCGGCAGUACCGCUAUGGGGGUUCUCAAAAAGCUUGGGCCGAGAGGCGUGUGGAACGGUCUUGUGCCCCGUAUCAUCAUGAUCGGUACCCUGACUGCUCUGCAGUGGUUCAUCUAUGACUCCGUGAAGGUCUACUUCCGUCUGCCCCGCCCCCCUCCCCCCGAGAUGCCUGAGUCCCUGAAGAAGAAGCUGGGCCUCACUGAGUAGAGCACCAAACACACUUCCCCAACACCCCAUGUGCUAAUGGCUUUCUUUUCUAUAUUUAAAACCCCAACUACCACCGCUCCCCACCUCUACGGCUGCUGUACACACAAACCAAGACAGACGACAGAAUGAACAUGUUUGUUUAAGAGACAACGGAAAAAGCAAAGUAAAUGCAGUCAUUUCGGCCCCAAACCCAAUGUUUUGUCAAUUUAAGAUUAAACUGUACCUGGACGAAA